GCGGGCGAGAAUUCUCGGGAGGACGGCGAGCAGAGCGCUGCGCUGGGCGACGUCAUGGACUCGACAUUUGCCGGUCGAAUGAUUCUCGAAGUCGUUAAUUAUCGUUCUUGGUAGCAGGUCCUGCAGGCGUGGAGGCUCCAGGUCUUUAUAUGGACGUGUAGGCGAGCGGGGCGGGCUUGGAGAUUUUUGCGGAAGGUGGGGUGCAGGCUUGCCAGGCUUCCGCGCUUACAGGGACCGCGUCAUCGACGCAGUGCGAAUUUUCGACGAGGAAUGCGCUGUAGUUGCAUGGUGUGAGGUGCAGGGAUCGGUGGAAGCGAAGUGUUUGGUCGAGCUUGUUCUGCACAGAUAGAUUGAGGGCAGUAUCUGGGACGGAGUGUCGAGCCUGUGGGCAAUUUGGACGCUGCUUCUUGAGCGAUUGAUUCUGGUUCAGAUGGCAUAGCGAAUUUGUUAUGUCAACAAUUCCUCCCGUCGCACAGGAACAGCAGUUUCAGUUCGGGGAGGUCCAUCCCGUUCAAGAUGACGGCGAACUCUGCCGCAUCUGCCUUCGGGCCUGUUGCUUCGGCAGGCUCGGCGCAGACGGGCCCGAAAUUCUCAUGGGUUCUUGUGAAGAAAAUGUGGCGCGUGGGCAUUAUGUAUUUCAAGGGCGAUAAGAGGAAGAAAGCUUGUACCUUGCUGGCCGUCGUCCUUACUCUCUGCGCCAUCUGUGCUGGAAUGUUCGUAAUAUUCUCUUAUAUCCAGAGGGAUUUCUCCACGGCCAUCUCGGAGAAGAACGUGGAAGGAUUUCAUCGAGCCGUCAUGAGGUUCAUCGGCAUCGUCAUCAUUGCAACCCCUUUGUUCGCUACUUAUCAUUAUUUGCAGGAUCUCUUAGCUCUCGAGUGGCGUAUUUGGUUAUCGGAUCUGCUUCUGUCCAACUACUUCUCCAACAGGGCAUAUUUUGAUUUGAAGAUGGAGGGCAAGCUUGACAAUCCUGAUCAACGUAUCUGUGAGGAUGCGGCCAGUUUUGUGAGAAACAGUGUCGAGAUUAUUGCCCUGAUUGGCAGUAAAUUCUUGAACAUAUGUGCAUUUACGGGUGUUCUCUGGUCCAUAGCUCCAGAGUUGGUUUACUUUCUUCUUGGAUACUCUGUAAUUGGAACGUAUGUGACAGUUCGCCUGUUCGGCAAGAAACUCAUGCAGCUGCAAUUUCAGGGCCUACAAAGGGAAGCUGAUUUCAGAUACUCUUUGGUUCGGAUUCGUGACAACGCAGAGUCCAUUGCGUUUUAUUCAGGAGAAACACAUGAAGCAAAAACCAUAAAGGGUUUCUUCUCAGCCCUGAUAGCAAAUUCGCGAGACCUUAUUUUAUGGCGUCGUCAUUUGGGCCUCUUCAGUAAUGCCUACGAGUUUUCAAUGCUAGUUGUGCCUUCUAUCAUAAUUGCCCCGCGGUACUUUGCUGGAGAGGUAGAGUUUGGUGUUAUCGCUCAAACGGGGUUCGCCUUCAACCGCAUCCUCCAGGCUUUAUCUCUGAUCGUCAUGAGAUUUGACAAUUUUAGUGGACUUGCAGCUCAAACAGAGCGUCUGGAUAGUCUGAUAACUAGCCUUGGGAAGCACACUGGUGACAAGCAGCUACUACAGCAGACUUCUCGGAAAAGCUCACCUUCUCAGCUGAAGGACAUGGAGGAAGAACAAGCCAGCGAGGGUGACUUCCUUCUCGACGUUCCGGAGAACGGUUACAGUUCUGGAAAAUUUUUACGUGAUGAGGGCCCUGGACUUUUAAUGAAGGACCUCUCAGUAACCACCCCUAACAUGAAGAACAUGAUAAUCAAAGAUCUCAACGUUUCGUUGGCUCCGGGCGAAACUCUGCUAGUCAUGGGACCUUCAGGUUGUGGCAAGUCUUCUCUUCUCCGCGCCAUUGCAGGUCUGUGGAACAGAGGAAGCGGUCUGUUGCAAGCGCCGCCCCUGUCUGAAAGCCUUUUCCUCCCCCAGAAGCCCUAUUUGCCACUGGGACCCCUUCGUGAGCAGCUGCUCUUUCCUGGUAAGAAAGGGUCUCACCACACGGAGAUAGACCUUUUCAAUGUAUUGCAGUCGGUUGCUCUCAGUGAUCUGCCCGGGAAGGUAGGAGGCUUGGAUACAGUAUGCGAUUGGGGAGGUAUCCUGAGUGCAGGAGAGCAACAAAGGCUGGCCUUUGGCAGGCUCUUCUUGCAUCAGCCUGAAAAAGCUUAUUUGGAUGAAGCUACGAGCGCUUUGGAUGCAGUGAACGAAGCCAGGUUAUAUUCCCUUUUACAGGAGACGGUUCCCAUGUACGUUUCAGUUGGACACAGGCUUUCUUUGGUUAAAUAUCACACGCAUGUUCUGGAGUUCAUCGAGGAUGUGGGAUGGAGGUUUUACAAUCGAAAGGAGUUUGAAAACUCACGUUAUCCUACCUCUUAGAGAAACUAGUUAGAGAGUUUACUUUCUUUCAUCAACAACCAUUCAUUGGAUCAGCAAAAUUGAGGCCAGAUUCUUUAAUGGCAGUCUCGAGCUACAAUUAGACAACACCACCUGUAGGUAGAGAAUCUUCUGUCCAGAGGCUUGUGAAUUUGCCGGAUGAAAUAUCCAGUGUCAAGAUGGUUCAGUAGACGUUACGCCAUGGCCGAAUGAGAUUGUCAGCUUAGUAAAGUUCUCUUCCUUUCCUAUCUUGCACUUCACAAUCCGAGGUAUUAUUACACCUCUCCGAAACCGUUUUUUAAUGCGC
Marchantia polymorpha subsp. ruderalis is the source of this 2707-nucleotide messenger RNA. NCBI's taxonomy places the organism in Eukaryota, Viridiplantae, Streptophyta, Marchantiopsida, Marchantiales, Marchantiaceae. The record is from the annotation of a GenBank genome assembly.